Molecule: messenger RNA, 384 nt
Organism: Rotaria socialis
Lineage: Eukaryota; Metazoa; Rotifera; Eurotatoria; Philodinida; Philodinidae
Source: the annotation of a GenBank genome assembly
AUGAAUACGGAUAGCACGCAUCGAAAACGUCGAAUGUCUCCAACAACUUCAAGUAAUAAAUUAGCAUCAAAUGUAAAAUGGAUAAAACCUCGUUAUUUAGCUAACCAGCGUGAACGUGAUCGCACACAUUCAGUUAAUUCAGCAUUUGUUGAACUACGUCAUCUUAUUCCAACUGAACCAGCCGACAGGAAAUUAUCAAAAAUCGAAACACUUCGUCUAGCUGUUAGUUACAUAAAUCAUCUUCAUUGUGUCCUCAGUUUGCCAAAUGUAACACAAAACCAUUGCGCUUUUAUUAAAAUGCGAAACAAUGAAAAUGAUCUUGGCGAUAAUAGUGAACAGCACUUAUGUACUUUUUGUGUUAAUCAUUCAUCAUUAUCCAAUUAA